AUGGAUCGCCGUAAAAUCAUCCGAGGCAACAUACAAUCAUUCACAAAGACGAUUCCCAACGAUCUCAUCAUCGAAAUAUUAUCGAGAUUGACGACCAAAUCCAUCGCAAUCUGUUGUUGCGUCUCGAAGCAAUGGAAGUCCUUGCUACGCACUCCAUAUUUCACCGAAUCGUUCCUGACCCGUUCAUCGACUCGGCCGCGUAUUUUGAUCACGUUCCAAGCCGAUGGUAAGUGGCACUUCUUCUCAUUCCCUCAGCCUCGAAAUCUUGAUAAGGAGUUAACUCGUGUAGAACCAGAUUAUCAUAUGAGUUUCUCCGGUCACUGGGACGGGAAAAGAUGUCUGUCUGCUAACGGAUUUAUAUGUCGUAUUGAUAUAUCUAGGAACGUUGAUUUGAGAACCUUUUUCGGGUACGAUCCGAUCGGAAAAGAAUAUAAGGUUUUGUGCAUGACCGUGCCAAGACAUAGUCAACGAGUGAACUCCAAGGAGCAUCAAGUUCUGACCAUAGGAAAAGGAAAAUUAUCUUGGAGAAAGAUCGUCUGCUUAUUUCCUCAUUAUCCUCUAAAUUAUCACCAGGCUGGGAUAUGCAUUAACGGAGUUUUGUAUUACGUAGCUUGGUCUGUCCCCGACAAGACUAGUUUGAUAGCAUGCUUUGAUGUUAGGUCUGAGGAAUUUAGAUGUAUAGAAAUGGCAGAGGGCUUUGAUAAACCUUACACUUCGGCUCUGGUGAACUACAAGGGAAAGUUAGGUGCCGUAAUUUAUGUUGAUGGUAGUCAUGGUGAGUUGUGGGUUCUAGAUGACACCGAGAAGAAGAAAUGGUCGAAGCAUAACUUCGUUUUGCCAGAUAUGAGUGUUCAACAGAUAGAAUCAACAUGGGCUACUGAUACGGAUGAAAUUGCUUGGGUGGUCCUAUGUCCUUUGAGAAGUCCUUUCUGUGUUUUCUACUCCAACCUAGAGAGGAAGAGUGUCAGAAGAGUUGUAAUUGAAGGAAUUGAUGAACAGGCGUUGAUGGGUAAUCGUCGCUUUUCAGCACAAGUUACUGUUAGAGACCAUGUUGAGAAUGUGAUGUUUUUGUAA
This is a messenger RNA of Microthlaspi erraticum, 1074 nucleotides long. The record is from the annotation of a GenBank genome assembly. NCBI's taxonomy places the organism in Eukaryota, Viridiplantae, Streptophyta, Magnoliopsida, Brassicales, Brassicaceae.